AUGUCUGAUUUCGUUGGCAAGACGAUUUCCUUGAUUUCUAAAAAGAACUUGAGAUAUGUCGGUAUUUUAGAACACAUCAAUGCUGAUGAUGCUACAAUUGCAUUAAAAUCAGUGAGAAUGUUUGGUACUGAAGGGAGAUUAGGACAACCACAUUUGGAAGUGCCUCCAGGAACCGAUAUCUAUGAUUAUGUUGUUUUCAGAGGUAACGAUGUGGAGGACUUGUCCGUUUUGGAUGUCCCUAUUGACCAAGUAAAGCCCGUAUAUCCUGUGGGAACUUCAGGUUUUUAUCCUGCACCAACCUCGCAACAACCACCUUAUCCUCAGCAAUUUCCACCGCAAACAACUAGCGUAAACCAACCAGGUCCUAGUACAACACAAGCUGCCCCUGCUGCUGCUCCUGUUGCUCCUACUGCGUCUGAAACAGGUGCUGCUGCUGGUAGUGGUGUUGCAUCACCCCACGAGCAGCCGCAACCAACAAAAACAACGCAGGAACAACCAUCUACAAAGACUACCCAUGAGGUUGAACCUGGGUCAUUACCAAACAAAGAGGAAAAGGAAAAGGAAAAUGAUGAAAGCAAAGAAGUUGCACAAUCGCAACCAGUUUCGAGACCAAGAAACCCUGCAUCAAAGCUAGACUUUAAUGAAGACUUUGAUUUUGAGCUGUCGAAUGCCAAGUUCCACAAAGAAGCUCAUGAAGAUGAGGGCCCCAAGUACAACAAACAGUCCUCUUUUUUUGAUUCAAUCUCGUCAUCAACUGGAGAACGUGGAAAUAAUAGAAAUAGAUGGGCCGAGGAGAGAAGUUUGAAUUUUGACACUUUUGGUGAAUCAGGUGCUAGAGGCGGCAGAGGCAGAGGAAGAGGCAGAGGCAGAGGAAGAGGUAGAGGUAGAGGCAAUUGGAGGGGUAGAAGUGAGCCCAAGCCUGAAUGGGCAUAA
Lodderomyces parapsilosis is the source of this 933-nucleotide messenger RNA. RefSeq lists its product as uncharacterized. Gene Ontology annotation, cellular component: P-body. Gene Ontology annotation, biological process: P-body assembly; cytoplasmic stress granule assembly. The transcript has a single exon. The record is from RefSeq and is a predicted model, not a curated record. The coding region runs from base 1 to 933 and encodes 310 amino acids. Lineage: Eukaryota; Fungi; Ascomycota; Pichiomycetes; Serinales; Debaryomycetaceae. Gene Ontology annotation, molecular function: mRNA binding.